AUGGCAGUCGAGCCUGAGCAAGCAGAAGCACCGAAUGUUGAAACGAAUAAGUUAUCUUUGCCAUUGUUUCGAAGGCCCAACAAGUUUAAAAUUGGCGAAGACUUUGAUUUGUUCAUCAAGAAAUAUAAUCUGUACUUCGAAGCAGUGGAACUUGAAGAUGUUAAAAAGCGACGACUUGCGCUGUUGUUUAAUUUGAGCGAAGAUGCGUUUCGUUUGGCAGAACCGGUUGAGUUUGGCGAAGGGGAAAACGCGUACAAAGAUUGGAUUGGAAAUUUGAAGUCGUUAUUUGAAAGGAAUCAGACUGCUACGGAGAAACGUUACAAUUUACACCGUCGAGAACAGGAGCCUGGUGAGUCUGUUGAUUCGUAUGCUGUUUCUUUGCGAGAAGCUGGAGCUAGAUGUGGUUUCCAUGGUGACGAAUAUUCUAGCAGGUUGGUUGAUCAAUUUAUUUUGGGGUUGAGAGAUAAGGCGACCCAAAACAAGUUGUUACAAGAGCCACCAAACAGUUUAGAUGAUGCCUUGUUAAUUGCUCGAAGAUUUGAGGCUGAAAAUGCCACAAUGAAAACAUUAGCCAGAGAAGCAACAGAAAAAUUAAGUAGAACAACAAUUGGCUCAGUUAGUUCUUUGAAUGCUGCCAAAACAUGUUAUUCGUGUAAUGGAUUUGGUCAUGUGUAA
Molecule: messenger RNA, 675 nt
Organism: Paramuricea clavata
Lineage: Eukaryota; Metazoa; Cnidaria; Anthozoa; Malacalcyonacea; Plexauridae
Source: the annotation of a GenBank genome assembly